CUGUGGGGGCUGUGGGUGGCUGUGGGGGGCUGUGGGAAUUGGCUUUGGGUUUUUGUUUUCGCGUUCCCGAGCGCCGAGCAGACGUCCGGCGUCCCCUGCGCCCGCCGCGGGCUUGGCAGGAAGGCAGGAAGGCGGCCGGGACCCACUCGCCAUGGAGUCGAGGGGACAUCAGAGCGCCUCCGUGACGCUCAUCCAGAGCCUCUGCGAGCACUCCGACGACGUGAACUGCGUGGCCGCGUCGCGCCACUGCCUCGCCUCCUGCUCCUCCGACAAGACCGUGCGUGCGUACGCGCUCGACUCCCUGCGAGAGACGCCCUUCUCGCCCAUCCGCGCGCACACCUACGCCGUCCACUGCUGCUGCUUCAACGCGGACGGCAGCCUGCUGGCCACCUGCUCCACCGAGGGCACGACCGCCCUGUGGGACGCGCGAACCGGGCAGCGCAUCACCGUGCUGCUGCAGCCCGGCGGAGGCGCCGGGGUCCGCGUCUGCGCCUUCUCUCCGCGCCCUCUCGACGGCGACGCGGGGCAGGCUCCGGCCACAGCGGCGGCUCCAGCCACAGCGGCGGCGGCGGCGCUGCCCGUCGAGUGCCUCCUCUCGGGAUCCACAGACGGCACCCUGGCCAUGUGGGACGUGCGUGCCCAUCGGUGCUUAAAAGUGGCAAGCCUCAAGGACGGCUCUGUGAGUGGCUGUGCCUUCUCGCCCUGUGGCCGGGCAUUCGUGACUGGCUCCACUAUUGGCGAGCUUAGCGUGUGGGACGCUGUGAGCAUGCGCUGCUUGCACACGACCAAAAGUGCACACGAUCUUGGUGUCACUGCCGUCAGCUUCUCCCCACCACCCCGCCCUGUGGCCGGUGUUGAAAGAUUUGAGACGCAGCGGUCAAUAAUGGCCUCCUGUGGUCAAGACAACAAAGUUGCCCUGUGGACACUGGCGCUGGACCGGACCGGAGACUGCCUGACCCUACGCUUCUACCUUGAGGGCCAUACAGCACCUGUGCUCUGUUGCUGCUUCUCCUCAGAUGGACAUGUGCUUGCCUCUGGUUCUGUUGAUAAGUCCGUUAUUCUUUGGAACCCAAUCACCGGAGAAAAGCUCUUAAGCAUUUUGGAGCACCAAAGGUAUGUGACGUCUUGUGCCUUCACGCCUGGGGCUCCUUAUCUCAUUACGGGGUCAAUGGAUAAAACAGUGAAGCUUUGGAGACUGGAGAACACACCUACUUCACAAGUGAGCCCAUGUAUGAGCUGUGGUUUUGGCUUUGGCUGCGGCUGUGACGGAGGGGGUGGCUAUAGUGGGCAUUGCGCUGGCGGGUCGGCAGAUUCAGUGGGACAUCGAGCAGCCAUGCACUGGUCUGUGGAGGACGUCACAAGCUGGCUACAUGAUGAGGGCCUCGCCGAGCUCACAGAAACUUUCCGCAACAAUCACUUGGAUGGGCAAGAGCUGCUGCUGCUGGAGAAAAAAAGCCUCGGCGCUGAGCUCAACAUAGAGUCGCUCGGGCUGCGGAACAAACUGUGGCGGAAGCUGGAGGAGCUGAGAUCCCUGGAGAAGACAGUCUCAGACACAGAUUGCCCUGAUGAGUUCCUGUGCCCCAUCAGCCGGGAGCUCAUGCACAACCCUGUCAUUGCUGCUGAUGGCUACUCGUACGAGAAGAAGGAAGUGGAGGCCUGGCUGCAUGGCCGCCGGCGCACGAGUCCCAUGACCAACCUGCCACUGGAGUCGGCCAUCCUCAUACCCAACCGAGCAUUGCAGGCGGCCAUUCGGCGCUGGCUGGAGAACCGAGUGCCACCAGCUCAGGCCUGACGAAAUGUCACACUUGCAAACUGCAAGAUGCCACCUUGUUGCUGCCAACACCCGUCGUAUAUGAAUUCCCUUUGAAAGAGAACCACCAACGCAUUACAGGCGACCCCCCCCCCCCCCCACACCUACGACCUAAUUGGGUCCUGGAUGACGGUUGCAAGUCGGAGCCGUCUUAAGUCGAACCCUCGUUUCCCAUAUGCGCAAUGUUACACAUUGGGGUUCAGUUCCUGGAAACCCAUUACCAUAAAAAUACCAAAAUUGACCACGAAAAGAAAUGAAAAUAACCCUAACAAAUAUUUAUUGUAACUUAAUAAAUGUCUGUAAAGGUUAUGUUAAGUAAAACAAACACUUAAGUACUUUACUACAUGUGCAUCACAUUUUUUCUUCUCAGACGUAGCGAAAGGCGAUUUUUUUUUUGAAGACAAAUUACAAAAGUGAAGAGCGUUGCAAAAGAGACGCUGCUGCGUUCGCUCUCGACGCAGCUGCUGACUGUCGGGCUCUCCUGUGUAUACACAUGGCAGAAGAGCAAAGCAGCGACGAGUGCACAUUUCAUGCACACACUCGUCACCAAUCAACUCGGCGUCGGUAGCAGUCAUUCGGUGGUCGUAGAUACGAGUUUUGGUCGUUACUGUGGGGGUCUUAAUUACUGUAAGAAAGGUCGUAAAUGCGGGGGAGGUCGCAAGUUGAGACGUCGUAAGUCGGGGGUCACCUGUAUUUAUAUUUAUCGAAUGUGUUGAGCUGAUGCAGUUUAAUUUCUAGACUUGGUUACAACAAAGGUCCAACUUUGCAUUUGUUGCGUUUUAGCCGUCUACAAGACGUGGUCCGAAAGAGGAAAUAAAGGCGAUGUAGGCUCACUGGCUGGGCACUGCAGCUGUAUGGGAACAAUGAGAUGACUCCUGGGGCAGUGUUGUAGUUGCUUUCUUGGCUAUAUAACUUUACGUGGCUAAAUUAAAUGUGGAAAUAACCCGUCUUUUUAACGAAUUCAUUCAAUAAUUGGUUUCAUGCAUUAAAGCAAAAUAUAUGGCCAAAAUGAUUAUAGCCUAACACCCAAAACUAGUUUUUGCAGAAUGUUUUACAGAAUUAGUAAACAUGUUUUUAUUUCAUUUAUAACUAUUUGUCAUUACACUUUUGGUGCUAAUGACAAAAUCAUCCAGAAUGUGCCGGGUCUUAUCAGGUCUCCGAAGCUAAACAGGCUUAACAGUGGUUGGGGACCAUGCAUAAAACAAGUGGGCUGCAUAUUCCAUGAGGAAUUCAAAUAUUCACACACAAAACUUGCAAUAGUUUUACAUGGGAGUAUUUGACGUGUCCAUUUGCUGUUUGUCUUGUAACUGUGCAUGUACAACCCGAAUCCUAAUUUAGAUGGAAAAGUGGUGUUUAAUAUUAAUGUGGCACUGCACUACUGUACAUCAAAAUAAGCAGUGCUCAAGAAUACCGUAAUGAUACAAAGCUGUAUGUGGAGAUUAUAUUAUUGAAUGUUUUAAAGAAAAUUGUAAAUAUGUAGCUGGUAAUUUAACUGCUUCAAUUCAUUUGGUUAAGUUUAUUUGUGGCUGUAUUGUCAUCAUGUCUGACCCGUGCUGUUCCCCCGUGAUCUGUACUGGUGCCAUGCAUUUACUCUAAAUAUGGCCAAACUGAAGUUUAUAAGCCACGAGGUGGCGGUGUUCCAUGGUGGAAUGAAAUUAACUGACAAGUACUGCCCUCUUUGUCAUUCAUCUGCACAACUGUCUCGGUUUUUCAUUUGAAAAAUCUUGAGUUAACUCGCGUAUACAAACAGGCAUCCAACCGUCUAAAAGGAGGUUGUGGCAGAAAUACCCUCUGCUAUGGGAUCUCUGGCGUUCCUGCCACAUUUUCAGAGACCAUACGACUCCACUGUAAAGAUGUUUUCCUGUUAACUAAAAACCUUGGACGUGGUACGCUUAUGCCGAGCUAUUUAAACGAAGUGUACUUACUGGUCGCAAUGGCAAUCUUGUGCUUUGAAUACGUCCCAUUUGAUGUAACCACGCCUACGGUGCCAUACCAGCUGAAUAAAGUCAAGACAGUAUUA
Molecule: messenger RNA, 3830 nt
Organism: Lethenteron reissneri (Far Eastern brook lamprey)
Lineage: Eukaryota; Metazoa; Chordata; Hyperoartia; Petromyzontiformes; Petromyzontidae
Gene: WDSUB1
Product: WD repeat, sterile alpha motif and U-box domain containing 1
Biological process (GO): protein ubiquitination
Molecular function (GO): protein binding; ubiquitin-protein transferase activity
Source: RefSeq, a predicted model, not a curated record